Fulmarus glacialis (Northern fulmar) is the source of this 495-nucleotide messenger RNA. RefSeq names its product ATP/GTP binding protein-like 4 (gene AGBL4). The transcript is spliced from 4 exons. Bases 1 to 495 code for a protein of 164 amino acids. The record is from RefSeq and is a predicted model, not a curated record. NCBI's taxonomy places the organism in Eukaryota, Metazoa, Chordata, Aves, Procellariiformes, Procellariidae.
AUGGACAAGGUUGCCAGUGAACCAAGGUGCUCCCUGAUGGGGUUUGAUUUAAACCGGCACUGGGCAAAUCCAUCUCCUUGGGCUCAUCCCACACUGUAUGGAGUGAAACAGCUCAUCAUUGAGAUGUACAACAAUCCGAAGAUUAACCUGGAGUUCUAUAUUGACAUCCAUGCCCACUCCACCAUGAUGAAUGGCUUCAUGUAUGGGAACAUCUUUGAAGACGAGGAAAGAUUUCAGCGACAGGCUGUUUUUCCCAAACUACUCUGUCAGAAUGCCGAAGACUUCUCUUAUUCCAGUACAUCGUUCAACAGAGAUGCUGUGAAAGCAGGGACAGGCCGGCGUUUUCUUGGUGGGCUUUUAAAUGAUACAUCCUACUGCUACACUCUGGAAGUCUCAUUCUACAGCUACAUAUUGGGUGGACCUAAUUCUGCUGUCCCCUACACAGAAGAAGCAUGUAUCCUUUUGAAAUCCUUCCUCCUCUUGCAGCACACGUGA